GUGACAGCGAAAGUCGAGGAUGCUGCCUUGUUGAUGUGGAGAGUCUCGCGGUUUUUCCUGCCUCGCCAAGUCCGGGAAAUAGAGACAACGACCAGGAGCCGCCCAGAACGCAUGCAGUGGCACUGCAAAGAGAUCGACGGUUCCGGACGUUUUUCCUACUCAGCGCCGAGAAUGCUGGCGGCUGCUGCAGACGCGAAUGCCCUCUCGGCGGCGGCGACAAAGAGCCGCGCGGUGGCGGCUGCUGCUGAGGAAGAGAGGACGACGGCAGCAGAGCUCUUGCCCAUCUCUUCGUCUGGAGGCGUUUCCCCGAGCUCUGCGAAUGCGGCCUUGAGAGAGGCGCAGCGUUCUGCGGGAGAUGCUGCAGAGGACGCGGUUCUCGAGGAGACGAACGACGCGAGGGAAGUCGAGGAGAACGGAGCGUCUGAAGCGGAGAGCGGCUGCAGACGAGCGACGCUGCUCAAGAGAAUUCUCCGCGACACGGCGCCGCGUAUCCUCGUCGUCGCCGGCCCGAGCGGAGUCGGAAAAGGAACUCUCGUCAAACGGAUUUUCGCCAAGUGGCCGCAGGCGUUCGGCUUCAGCAUCAGCCACACAUCUCGCCAGCCUCGCCCUGGUGAGACGCACGGCAAGGAAUAUUUUUUCUGUUCUCGCGAGGAGUUCGAGAAGUUGAAGAAGGAAGGUCACUUUGUGGAGUCUGCAGAGUUCUCUGGAAACUGCUACGGCACCUCUUUCGCCGCCGUCGACAACGUUCGACGCGGAGAACGGAUCUGUCUCCUCGAGAUCGACAUGGCUGGCGUCUUGCAAAUUCAGUCCACUCCUCUCGCUCAGGAAGCCAACUUUGUCUUCAUUCAACCUCCCUCGAUCGAAGAAUUGAAGGCCCGACUUCGCGGACGACGCACAGAAAACGAAGAACAUAUUGCGAAGAGGCUGGCAGCGGCGCAGCGCGAAUUAGCGUUAGCGAAAGAAACACACUUUGAUUUUUAUCUCACGAAUGACAACCUGGAGGACGCGUGGCAGAAACUCGAGGCUCAGCUUGUCCAGUGGUACGGACCUGUCUUUAAAAAAGCAGCCGGACCUGGAGAGAAGAGGAGCAGACUGAGUGAAGAGGAAACGAAGGCAGAGGAGGCGAAGACAGAGGAGGCGAAGGCAGAGGAGGCGAAGGCAGAGGAGGCGAAGGUGGAGGAGACGAAGGUCGAGGGGAACGCAGGAGAGUAGCAGGAGACUGAGGAGGGAAAUGGAGAGGAAACGAGGAAGCAGGGUGCCGUGGGGUGGCAAGGAGAAGAGAGAGAAAGAGAGCAGGCAGUGGAGACGAAGGACGCGACGAAAAUAAAUGCCGACAUUGUUCUCCCAACAAGCCGGCGAACUGCAGAUCCCGCGAGAAUCCGUUUGACCAGCGUGUGCCAAACGAAGUCAGUGGCGCAAGGAACAGGAGCGCAGCGAAGACAGAGACGUUGGAGUGUUUGCGAGAGAGUGUAGGAGAAGGAAGAAGACACGAGAAGUCCGCAUGGACAUUCUUGAGUCGGUAGGUGCCUCUGCAGAGAGUUGUUGACAUUUUGUUUGACUGAGGCGACGAGGAAGGGGAGAAGGUGGGGAGAGAGGGGACGGGGGCAGGACAAAGGAAAAGAGUGCGAGAGAAGCUUGCAUUGCAGCGUUGUCUAGGUUUUGCCGUCGAGACACCGGCGAAAGAAGAGGGAACAGUUUGAAGAUAGCAGCGCCUCAAAGGAACCGCCGGUGUGUCUUGGUGCAGACUUCAAAGUGUAUAGAAGGCGCCAAUUUCUCGAAACUAAGUCGACAGGUAUUUGCACGUGUGUUCACACGCGCGCGUUCGUGGUGUCCAUUUAUAUCGGUGUACGUAUCUGUUUCAGUGCAUGCACCGGCCUCGGUAUAAUAAGAUGAAUCCUUCGAUCCCAUGCAGAGACGGUGGAGUUCAGGUUUCAUGCUUUUUCUGUACCUUUCUCGGUGCCUCAUCUCCUUUUUCGGGGAGGCCGAGCGACGGAGCUGAAAAGCUACACAAGUUCUUUGAAUUUGUCUUCGGUUGUGCCAGAGACAGAAAAUCGCUUUGAUUUCAUUCGAAGUCUGGGGGCAGUCAGGGGGGCUUGUGCAUCUUUCUCUGCCUCCGCACUCCAUUUUGAGUGCGCUCGUGGGAUGAAAUGCUUCUUUUUCUUUCCUGACCUUCCUUGACCUCAGACGCUUCUUUGUUGAGACUACCUCGCAAUAGACUGGCGCGUCUCUCCUUCACAUGCACUGCCUUGUGGCUCGGGUUGGAGUGGACUGAGAACCCCAAUUAGGCACGGCAUUUUAGCGGAAAAAACAGGAUAUAUGAGACACACAAACACUGGGAAUUGGUUGCAUGUCUGAAGACAGAUGCGUUCACAACUCUGCAAGCAAGAUGGAAACAAUUAGAGGUCGAC
Messenger RNA from Toxoplasma gondii ME49, 2408 nucleotides. Its product is annotated as guanylate kinase family protein. Gene Ontology annotation, biological process: purine nucleotide metabolic process. The record is from RefSeq and is a predicted model, not a curated record. The transcript has 5 exons. NCBI's taxonomy places the organism in Eukaryota, Apicomplexa, Conoidasida, Eucoccidiorida, Sarcocystidae. The coding region runs from base 34 to 1212 and encodes 392 amino acids. Gene Ontology annotation, molecular function: GMP kinase activity. Gene Ontology annotation, cellular component: cytosol.